AUGAGUGAUUUGGAUAAUUUACCACCAGUGGAUCCAACCACUGGAGAAAUCAUCAUUAAUCCUUUGAAAGAAGAUGGUUCCGCUAAGACUCCAAAGGAAAUUGAAAAGGAGAGAAAGAAGGCUGAAAAAUUAUUGAAGUUUGCCGCUAAAAAAGCUAAACAAGCUUCUGUAGCUGCUGAUAAAGAUGGUAAUGCUGCCGCUAAGAAAGCUAAGAAACCAAAGAAGAAAGAACCUGAAGUCAUCCCAGAUUUUGUUGAUAACACUGUCCCAGGUGAAAAAAAGAUCUUGGUUUCCUUGGAUGAUCCUGCUUUGAAGGCUUACAACCCAGCCAAUGUCGAAAGUUCUUGGUACGAUUGGUGGGUGAAAAGCGGUGUUUUUGAACCGGAAUUCACAGAAGAUGGUAAAGUGAAACCUGAGGGUCUAUUUACUAUCCCAGCACCACCUCCAAAUGUUACCGGUGCUCUACAUAUUGGACAUGCGUUGACCAUUGCUAUUCAAGAUUCUUUAAUUAGAUACAAUAGAAUGAAAGGUAAGACUGUCUUAUUCUUGCCCGGUUUUGAUCAUGCCGGUAUUGCUACCCAAUCAGUUGUUGAAAAACAACUUUGGGCUAAAGAGAAGAAGACCAGACAUGACUUUGGUAGAACUGCUUUUGUCGAUAAGGUUUGGGAAUGGAAAGAAGAAUACCAUGGUAGAAUUAAGAACCAAAUUAAAAAGUUAGGUGCUUCUUACGAUUGGAAUCGUGAAGUUUUCACCUUAGAUCCAGAAAGAUAUGAAUCCGUUGUCGAAGCUUUUGUUAGAUUACAUGAUGAUGGUACUAUUUAUCGUGCCUCUAGAUUAGUCAAUUGGUCCGUCAAAUUAAAUACUGCUAUCUCUAACUUGGAAGUUGAAAACAAGGACGUCAAAGGUAGAACUUUAUUAUCCGUUCCAAACUAUGAUGAAAAGGUUGAAUUCGGUGUUCUUACCUCUUUCGCUUACCCAGUUGUCGAUUCCGAUGAAAAAUUGAUUAUUGCUACUACUAGACCAGAAACUUUAUUCGGUGAUACAGGUGUUGCUGUUCACCCAGACGAUUCUCGUUACACUCAUCUACAUGGUAAAUUUGUUCAACAUCCAUUCUUACCAAGAAAGAUUCCAAUUAUCCUUGAUGCAGAAGCUGUCGACAUGGAAUUCGGUACCGGUGCUGUCAAGAUUACUCCAGCUCAUGACCAAAACGAUUACAACACUGGUAAACGUCACAAUUUGGAAUUCAUCAACAUCUUAACUGACGAUGGUCUAUUGAACGAAAACUGUGGUCCUGAAUGGACUGGUAUGAAGAGAUUUGAUGCUAGAAAGAAGGUCAUUGAAGAAUUAAAGAACAAGGGUUUGUACAUCGGUCAAGAGGACAAUGAAAUGACUAUUCCAACAUGUUCCAGAUCAGGUGACGUCAUCGAACCAUUAUUGAAACCACAAUGGUGGGUUGCUCAACAAGAUAUGGCUGGUGAAGCCAUUAAGGCUGUUAGAGACGGUAAGAUUACUAUAACUCCAAAAUCGUCUGAAGCUGAAUAUUUCCGUUGGUUAGAAAAUAUCCAAGAUUGGUGUAUCUCUAGACAACUAUGGUGGGGUCAUCGUUGUCCAGUCUAUUUCGUUAAGAUUGAAGGUGAAGAAAACGACAGAAAUGAUGGUACUUACUGGGUUGCCGGUAGAAACAUCGAAGAAGCUCAAGUUAAAGCUGAUACUAAAUUCCCAGAUGUCAAAUUUGAAUUAGAACAAGACGAAGAUGUCUUAGAUACAUGGUUCUCUUCUGGUCUAUGGCCUUUCUCCACCUUAGGCUGGCCAAAGGAAACCAAGGACAUGAAGGACUUCUACCCAUUCUCCAUGUUAGAAACUGGUUGGGAUAUCUUGUUCUUCUGGGUUUCUAGAAUGAUCUUACUUGGUCUAAAGUUGACUGGUGAAGUUCCAUUCAAAGAAGUCUUCUGUCACUCUUUGGUUCGUGAUGCUCAAGGUAGAAAGAUGUCUAAAUCUCUUGGUAAUGUUGUUGAUCCAUUGGAUGUCAUUGGUGGUAUCAAACUAGAAGAUCUACACGCCAAGUUAUUGCAAGGUAACUUGGAUCCAAGAGAAGUUGAAAAGGCUAAACUAGGUCAAAAGGAAUCCUAUCCAAACGGUAUCCCACAAUGUGGUACUGAUGCUAUGAGAUUUGCUCUAUGUGCUUACACCACCGGUGGUCGUGAUAUAAAUUUGGAUAUUCUUCGUGUUGAAGGUUACAGAAAGUUCUGUAACAAGAUUUACCAAGCCACCAAGUUUGCUCUAAUGAGACUAGGUGAUGACUAUACUCCAUCUGCCACUGAAGGUCUAACUGGUAACGAAUCUUUAGUUGAAAAAUGGAUUCUACAUAAAUUGACUGAAACUGCCAAGAUUGUUAACGAAUCCCUAGAUAAACGUGAUUUCCUAACAUCUACCAGUGUUAUCUAUGAAUUCUGGUACUUAGUUUGUGAUGUCUACAUUGAAAAUUCUAAGUAUUUGAUUCAAGAAGGUUCCGCUACAGAACAAAAAUCUGCUAAGGACACUCUAUACAUCCUAUUGGAUAAUGCAUUAAAGAUGAUCCAUCCAUUCAUGCCUUUCAUCUCUGAAGAAAUGUGGCAACGUCUACCAAAGAGAUCCUCUGAAAAGGCAGUUACCAUUGUCAAGGCCUCUUUCCCAGUUUACACUAAGGAAUUUGAUAACGAAGCUGCCGCAGCAGCUUACGAAUUGGUUCUAAACAUUACCAAGGAAGCUCGUUCCUUGUUGGCCGAAUACGGUAUCAUCAAGAACGGGAAGGUUAUUGUUGAAUCCAACCACGACUCUUUCUUCGAAACAGCUUCUUCCCAAAAGGAUUCUAUUGUUUCUUUAAUUAAGGCUAUUGAUGAAGUUACCGUUGUACGUACUGCCACGGAGAUCCCAGAAGGUUGUGUCCUAAAGGCUGUCAACCCAGAUGUCAACGUCCACUUAUUGGUCAAGGGCCAUGUUGACAUCGAUGCGGAAAUCGCUAAGGUCCAAAAGAAAUUGGACAAGGUUUCCAAAUCUAAGGCUGGUAUGGAAAAGACUAUGAACUCUAAGGACUACGAAUCCAAGGCUAAUGCUGAAGCUCAAGCCGCUAAUAAGACCAAACUUGAGAACACUGUUGCUGAGAUCGAGGGCCUGGAGGCCACCGUUGAGAACUUGAAACGUCUAAAAUUGUAA
Maudiozyma barnettii is the source of this 3192-nucleotide messenger RNA. RefSeq lists its product as uncharacterized. NCBI's taxonomy places the organism in Eukaryota, Fungi, Ascomycota, Saccharomycetes, Saccharomycetales, Saccharomycetaceae. The record is from RefSeq and is a predicted model, not a curated record. Gene Ontology annotation, molecular function: aminoacyl-tRNA deacylase activity; ATP binding; valine-tRNA ligase activity. Gene Ontology annotation, cellular component: cytosol. The transcript has a single exon. Gene Ontology annotation, biological process: valyl-tRNA aminoacylation. Bases 1 to 3192 code for a protein of 1063 amino acids.